Messenger RNA from Neurospora hispaniola, 1194 nucleotides. RefSeq lists its product as uncharacterized. The record is from RefSeq and is a predicted model, not a curated record. The transcript has a single exon. Lineage: Eukaryota; Fungi; Ascomycota; Sordariomycetes; Sordariales; Sordariaceae. Bases 125 to 835 code for a protein of 236 amino acids.
GGGUGCUCUCGCCUCCGUCCAGGCCCAGUGGCUCGAUACCGAAUCUGUCAGCUGGCCUGAGCUUGAAGCUCUCGGCGGCGGCAACCGCCCGUGGGGUGGCAUCGAUAUUGGCGAUACCAGCAUCAUGCCCCUCGAGUACAUCCUUGGGGAGCUCAAUGCCAUCACCGGAGACUAUCCCUACAACUACUAUUACCCCUAUGCCUACUACCCUCCUCCGCUCACCAUUCCCCGUCCCAUUCCUGGCUACCCGGUCAACACCGUCGGUUACCUGCUGCCCACCACAACCAUUCAAUUCAACCAGCUCAACCGCCAGGCCGAUUGCUCUGUGCCAGGCGGGCGCAUCGAGUAUCUCACCGACCCUACCAAUUCAGAAACACCAAUUGUAACCGACACCAGAACCCAAGUCACUUUCAGCUUCCCGCUCGACGUCCUCGACAAGAACUGCCAGUUCAUCUUCUUCCUCGGCAACACCAGCACGAUUAACGGCUCGGGCAGAUUCCUUCUGCUGCAGAACGAAACCCCGACCACAUCAUGCCCUACCGAGGACCCCCCGACCAUCCCGGAGACCGACCAGGCUGUGAUUGCCGGCUACCAAGCCAAACUCGCGGAUCUUGCCGUGGUUGAUGAUUCUAGAGGCAAUGCGUAUCUGGUGGGGCCCAAUACUAAAUGCCCGAUCCCCGGAACUAUCCUGACGCUGGAACUUCGCGGAUUGGAUGACUCGGCAGAUGCGAAUGAGCCUACCACUGACACUAUUGCGUGGAACGGCAUCUUUUCCGGUCCGGCAAUCAAGUACACGACCCCGCCUUCUGAUACGACGAACACUAACUCUCAGUAAUGUCGAGCUAGGCAACACCAUCUCGAUUGACGACAUCCCAUUUAACACCACCCUUGCACUUAACACCACUCUCCAACCAGAGAGAUCUUGGUUCCUCUUUGAGAAAACCUAUCUUGUUCUCACUUCUGUCUUGUUCGCUUGGCGAGGCCCUGCUGUGGUUUAAGCAUGUACUUUGUAUCCUACUGAGGAUAUCGGCGAUGGUCAUCUUGGUUUGGUUGUCCUUGUAAUGUCGAAGCACGUUUGUGGGUGGUGGUCAGUGACAGGUUUGGUAGUAAUUCCAGAUAGGUAACAAUGCGAGUUGGGCUUAUCAACGUACUCGGAUACCAUGAAACAUUACCAGAUUUGAUUCACAGGGAGGC